AUGUUCAAAAGACACAAAUCUCUUGCUUCAGCACGCAAGAAAGAAUUAUUUUCCAAAGGAGCAUCACGGUUCAUAUUGAAGAAUGAUUUGAGAAAUUUUCAGUGUGUGUCGCAACUUGUGCUCUCAGCAGGCCCUCUGAAACCAGCUCCAGUGGUCAAACAUUCAAAAACUAUUCAUUUUGAGAUUGAAAUACUUGACGCUCAAACAAGAAAGCAGAUAUGUAUUGUGGACAAGGUGACACAAAAAUCUACUAUUCAUGAUGUUAAACAAAAAUUCCACAAAGCAUGUCCACAGUGGUACCCUUCCCGGAUUGGUCUGCAACUAGAAUGUGGUGGGCCUUUUUUGAAGGACUAUAUCAGUAUUCAAAGUGUUGCCGCUUCCUCCAUUGUUACACUCUAUUUUACAGACCUAGGUCAACAAGUUAGUUGGACUACAGUAUUUUUGGCUGAAUACACAGGACCUCUUCUGAUAUACCUCCUUUUUUAUUUGAGGAUGCCAUAUAUAUAUGAUGUGAAAGAGAGUUCUAGAAUAUUACGUCAUCCAGUGGUACACUUGGCCUGCUUUUGCCAUUGUAUACACUACAUUCGAUAUCUUUUGGAAACCUUAUUUGUUCACAAAGUUUCUGGAGGACACACACCUUUGAAAAAUUUGAUUAAGAGUUGUGCCUUUUACUGGGGAUUCACUUCUUGGAUUGCCUACUACAUUAAUCACCCACGGUAUACACCACCAUCAUUUGGAAACAGACAAGUCACAAUUUCUGCUGUCAGUUUUCUGAUUUCUGAAGCUGGGAAUCAUUUCAUCAAUGUAGUUCUGGCUCAUCCCAAUCACACAGGACAUAAUGCCCGUUUUCCAAGUCCGACUUAUAACCCCUUCACAUGGUUGUUUUUUCUGGUUUCAUGUCCUAACUACACCUAUGAGAUUGGAUCAUGGGUUAGUUUCACAGUGAUGACACAAACACUGCCAGUUGGAAUUUUUACACUCCUAAUAAGUAUCCAGAUGUCAUUGUGGGCACAAAAGAAACAUAAGACUUAUCUGAAGAAAUUCAAUUCUUACAUGCACAGGAAAUCAGCAAUGAUUCCAUUCAUAUUGUAAAAAAAUA
Messenger RNA from Loxodonta africana (African savanna elephant), 1099 nucleotides. RefSeq names its product trans-2,3-enoyl-CoA reductase like (gene TECRL). The coding region runs from base 1 to 1092 and encodes 363 amino acids. NCBI's taxonomy places the organism in Eukaryota, Metazoa, Chordata, Mammalia, Proboscidea, Elephantidae. Gene Ontology annotation, biological process: very long-chain fatty acid biosynthetic process. The record is from RefSeq and is a predicted model, not a curated record. Gene Ontology annotation, molecular function: oxidoreductase activity, acting on the CH-CH group of donors. The transcript has 12 exons.